Molecule: messenger RNA, 1119 nt
Organism: Aphanomyces invadans
Lineage: Eukaryota; Oomycota; Saprolegniomycetes; Saprolegniales; Verrucalvaceae
Exons: 1
Coding region: 26-724 (232 amino acids)
Source: RefSeq, a predicted model, not a curated record
UCGCCACCGGUGGACGCAAGGAGGGAUGCGGACGCGAUCGCGGACGCGGGCGGCGGCGCAACGGCAGCAAUGCAAAGACGACCAACCUGUCAACAUCACCGUCAAUAUCCACAUCCAUGUCGCUCAGAACGUAGCGCACCAUACAUCUACUCAACCUCCACUUCCUCGGCCACGCUACUUCACGCGGCUCCAGCGCCAACGACUUGCCGCCAUGUCGUCUGCGGCAAACCUUCCAGCGCCAGAUAGCAUAUAUCUUCAGCCUGUCGUCAAGAAUACAAUGCAUGUCGACCAAAUUGUGGAGAAGACGUCAACGACACAGCGAAGGCCUGCCAUGGAGAACCCAAAAACGAAGCGGAGAAGAGUUGAUGUGGACGCGCUCCUGGCCGAGCUGACGUCGAUGUCUAUGGGAUCAAGUGCGCUUUCUCUCCAUCACUCCACGCUUCCAACGUCACCGAGAAACCCAUUCAGCUCAUUCACUUUCCAAGCACCGUCGACCCAGGACCUGGACCUCUACAUGGACCGAUGCCACGUCCAGCCGUCGCCAUCAUUCGACAUGUCUCUCGCGGUCUCGAACCUCCAGUUGGUACACUCAAGCAUUGACGACGAAGACGUGGACGCGGCGCUAUCGCGAUUCACAUCCAUGACGUUGCACGACCGUCCCGUCUCGGAGAGCCACUUUCUCCAUCACUUGCUGGAAAAGCGACUCAGCCUGCGUGGGAGCUAGGGCAUCGAGCAGUUGAACAGUAUUUAUAACGUAGACAUGCUUGGGAUGCCGCUGGUGGUUGAGACGUCCGUCCCUAUAAAGCACCUCCUCCACGCACCGACAGGGCGAGGCCACGUUGCCCAUCCACCUCGCCCAUCGCGGUCCGGCCUUGCUGUGUCCCGCUGCUUGGGAGCGCACGUCACACCAGCCGCGACAAGGCAAAUUGUGUAGAUACUGUACCAGGCUGACCACUGUGCGCGCCCGUGCACUGGGCCCUCCGUGCCGCCGGCACUCGGUGGGGGAUGCGCUUUCAGUCGACGCCAUCACGAGGGAAGCGUGGCCCUGUUGUACUAGCCGAUAACAAGCGCGCCAUCCAGCCCCCAGGACUCGCGGUCGUUGAGGAACUGACGCAAGAC